AUGACCAUAGACACACCAUCAUCUGACAACUUAUAUCAAUUGAUCGGAUUACCGCCUUGCUCUGCAGAAUUUAAUGCAUAUCUCUCAACAGAUCAAAAACCAUCUAUAACAAAGAUUUCAAAUUAUAUAUAUCACGCCUACAAACCUCUUGGUAUUUCAUUUUGCUUUAUACCAGCUAAUAAAGAUGACUUGGUCCUUGACGCCAUUGAUGUCUAUAAUGGUCAGACUCGUGAUGGGUUCACAACUUGUCAAUUGCAAUUGCCAUUAGGAUUAGAAAGUAAAAUGCAAGCUCAUGAAAUCGUGGCCAUGUUGGGUGAACCAGAUCGUAAAGGUGGAGGUGGUCAAACAAGAAUGCCUUGCUGGAUCGAAUACAAAUUCACUAAUGAUCAAAAGGAAUCCGGCAUACUGAUCCAGUUACAUGGUUUUGAAUGGGAAGAUCGUGAAAUGGGUUGGACAAGUUUCGUACUCUUCUAA
Messenger RNA from Mucor mucedo, 474 nucleotides. RefSeq lists its product as uncharacterized. Bases 1 to 474 code for a protein of 157 amino acids. NCBI's taxonomy places the organism in Eukaryota, Fungi, Mucoromycota, Mucoromycetes, Mucorales, Mucoraceae. The record is from RefSeq and is a predicted model, not a curated record. The transcript has a single exon.